AUGUCUGACGCGUCUUCAAAACCAAAAAUCUCAGCAUCUCGCAGACUGUUUUUGAAGACCAAAAUGAUGAAGAAGGCCAUGGUGAUGCUAGAGAAUGACAAGCAAGUAAGACAAGAGGAACGUGAAAGAACCCUGACGGAGAGAGUUCCAGCACUCCAGCUGUCUGGAUUGUCUACACAGGAACUGCAGAAUCUUUGCAAAGAGCUACACCAGAAGAUCGACGCAGUUGAUGAGGAUCGUUAUGACAUUGCUUUAAAAGUGGGGAAAAAUGACAUAGAGUUGCGGGACCUGUCUCAGAAGAUCUACGAGUUGAAGGGCAAAAUGAAGAGACCAAACUUGAAGAGGGUUAGGGUGUCUGCGGACGCCAUGUUGGGAGCGCUGCUGGGUGCCAAAGUUAAAGAGUCUGUGGACUUCAAAGCCAACCUCAAGACUGUGAAGAAAGAGGAGGAGAAAAAAGAAGAAGUGACAGACUGGCGUAAGAACGUGGAUGCCAUGUCGGGUAUGGAGGGUAGAAUGAAGCUGUUUAACGCUGGCCAGUAG
Molecule: messenger RNA, 540 nt
Organism: Nerophis lumbriciformis (worm pipefish)
Lineage: Eukaryota; Metazoa; Chordata; Actinopteri; Syngnathiformes; Syngnathidae
Source: RefSeq, a predicted model, not a curated record